AUGGCGCCUCUCACAAACUUGGCCGCUCUCCUCCUCGGCGCCGUAGCCGGCGCCGAGGCUGCCCAGGACUGGGACUCCUCGCUGUUCACCACGAGCCCUCCCGUCUACCCCUCGCCCAACAUGACCGGCAUCGACUCUGCCCAGCUGACCGGCUGGGCCGGCGCCCUGGAGAAGGCCGAGGCCUUUCUCGGCAACCUGACCCUCGAGGAGAAGGUCGUUCUGCUCACUGGUGCUCCCGGUCCCUGCGUUGGAAACAUCGCACCCAUUCCUCGCGUCGGCUUCAAGGGCCUCUGUCUGCAGGAUGGUCCUCUCGCCAUCCGCCAGGCCACCUACGCCAGCGCCUUCCCCGCCGGCCUGAGUGCUGCCGCCUCUUGGGACAGGACCCUCAUCAACGAGCGCGGCAGGCUCCUUGGUGAAGAGUUCCGUGGCAAGGGCUCCCAGAUCUUCCUUGGCCCCGUCGCCGGUCCUCUUGGCCGCAGCGCCAUGGCCGGCCGCAACUGGGAGGGCUUCUCGCCUGACCCCUACCUCACCGGCGUUGCCAUGGAGGAGACCAUUCUCGGCGUGCAGAGCACUGGUGUCCAGGCUACCGCCAAGCACUGGAUCGUGAACGAGCAGGAGACGCAGCGCAACCCUGUCGACGAGUUCGAUCCCGAGCACGUCCCCAACGAGCAGGAGCAGAUGUCCGUCUCGUCCAACGUCGACGACCGCACCAUCCACGAGCUCUAUGUCUGGCCCUUCGCCAACGCCGUCCGCGCUGGUGUCGCCAGUAUCAUGUGCAGCUACCAGCGCAUCAACGGCUCCUACGCUUGCCAGAACUCCAAGACGCUGAACGGCAUCUUGAAGACCGAGCUCGGCUUCCAGGGCUACGUCAUGUCUGACUGGAUGGGCACCCACAGCGGUGUCGCCUCCGUCGAGUCGGGUCUUGAUAUGACCAUGCCCGGUGCCUGGAACUGGCAGCCUCUCCUCGAGGGCGUUCCGUCUUGGUUCGGCGGCAACCUCACCAAGGCUGUCCAGAACGGCAGCAUUCCCGAGACCCGCGUGGACGACAUGGUCAAGCGUGUCCUCACUCCCUACUACCUCCUCGGUCAGGACGAGGGCUUCCCCGGUGUUGACCCUUCCAGCGGCGCCUACCCCGCCGUCAACGACUGGCAGCCCGAAAGCAACUGGUACGAUGACUGGAGCGCCGCAGGUGCUCUCAACAACGAGACCUCGGUCGAUGUCCGCGGCAACCACAGCGUGCACAUUCGCAAGCUCGGUGCUGCCGGCUCCGUCUUGUUGAAGAACACCGGCUCCCUUCCCCUCAAGAGCCCCAAGAACGUCGCCGUCCUCGGCAAUGCUGCCGCCGACCUCACCAACAGCUUGUACCCCCACGCCAACGACUACGAGUACGGCUGCCUGCCCGUCGGUGGCGGCUCCGGCACCGCCCGCUUCACUUCCGUCGUCAGCCCUCUCGAGGCCAUCAAGGCCCGCGUCGAGUCCGAGGACGGCAUCGUCCAGUACGUCCUGAACAACACGGCCCUCAUCACCCCCGGCACCUUGCCCUCCAACCUCUACCCCGCUCCGGACGUCUGCCUCGUCUUCCUCAAGACCUGGGCCUCCGAGGGCGAAGACCGCACCGACCUGCACGUCAACUGGGACGGCGACGAGGUCGUCACCCAGGUCGCGGCCAACUGCAGCAACACCGUCGUCAUCACCACCUCGGGCGGCCUCACGCUGAUGCCGUGGGCCGACAACGAGAACGUCACCGCCAUCAUCGCCGCCCACUUCCCCGGCGACCAGAUCGGCAACAGCAUCGUCGACGUGCUCUACGGCGACGUCAACCCCUCGGGCAAGCUGCCCUACACCAUCGCGUUCGAGGAGUCCGACUACGACUUCGCCAACAUCACCACCUCGGUCGCCGACGCCGUCGACACCAACGCCUGGCAGUCCGACUUCACCGAGCGCCUCCUCAUCGACUACCGCCACUUCGACUACUACAACAUCAGCGUCCAGUACGAAUUCGGCUUCGGCCUCUCCUACACCACCUUCAACCUCUCCUCCCUCUCCAUCACCCCCGCCUCUGACAACGCUUCCGUCGCCGGCGCCCCCGCCACCACCGCCGCCGCCACCCCCGGCGGCAACCCCGCCCUCUGGGACACCCUCUACACCGUCACCGCCACCGUCGCCAACACGGGCGCCCUCGCCGGCGCCGCCGUCCCCCAGCUGUACGUCGAGCUGCCCGCCGCCACCGCCGGCGAGGGCACCCCCGUCAAGCAGCUGCGCGGCUUCGACAAGGUCGAGCUCGCGGCGGGGGAGAGCAAAGAGGUGUCGUUCGCGCUGAUGCGCCGCGACGUGUCGGUUUGGGACGUCGUGUUGCAGGAGUGGAGCGUGCCCGAGGGCGAGUUUGGGGUCGUGGUUGGGUUUAGCAGUCGGGAUUUGGUGCUGAGGGGGAGCUUUACGGUUUGA
Molecule: messenger RNA, 2445 nt
Organism: Diplodia corticola
Lineage: Eukaryota; Fungi; Ascomycota; Dothideomycetes; Botryosphaeriales; Botryosphaeriaceae
Product: beta-glucosidase g
Exons: 2
Coding region: 1-2445 (814 amino acids)
Biological process (GO): glucan catabolic process
Molecular function (GO): beta-glucosidase activity
Source: RefSeq, a predicted model, not a curated record